Molecule: messenger RNA, 1027 nt
Organism: Hymenoscyphus albidus
Lineage: Eukaryota; Fungi; Ascomycota; Leotiomycetes; Helotiales; Helotiaceae
Source: the annotation of a GenBank genome assembly
AUGGGGUAAGUUUCACAAGUAAUAUGUUACAGUAAGAUUUAAUCUAACGGAAGCAGCACGGCUCAACAUUGACAACAUAUCGAACGUUGCAUAUGAUGAAGAUAACCUCGAAAACCUAGUUCUACCGAAAGGGCACAAGAAAAUCAUUCAAGCAUUAGUUGAGACACAUUUCAAAAAACAUGGCGCCUCGGUUUACGAAACUGAGUCGCAUUAUAAUGCAGAUAUUGUAAGAGGCAAAGGAAAAGGUCUUAUCGUUCUUCUCCAUGGCGCUCCAGGUGUGGGUAAGACCUCAACAGCAGAGUGCGUUGCAGAACACAGUCGAAGGCCCUUGUUUUCAAUUACUUGUGGAGAUAUCGGCGAAACAGCAAAGAACGUGGAAGAAAAUCUCGAACGAUGUUUCCAGCUGGCUCAUCGUUGGGGUUGUGUUCUUCUACUCGAUGAAGCGGAUGUUUUCUUGGCACAGAGAAGCAAAACCGACCUUCAAAGAAAUGCUCUUGUCUCAGGUUCGGUCAACUACCCAUCUUGCGACUUAAAACUGCUACUAAUAAAUACCAGUUUUUCUUAGGGUGCUUGAGUACUACGCAGGCAUUCUUUUCUUGACAACCAAUCGAAUUGCGGUCUUCGAUGAGGCCUUUAAAUCUAGAAUACACCUAAGUUUAUGGUAAGUCAAUGCUGCUUGCAUUCAACCUCGAUUUGCUAACCCCUCAUGCUACAGGUACCCAACCCUUGACAAAAUUUCUACAGCACAAAUCUGGCAGAUGAAUUUGGACCGAACGAAGGAAAAGGAAUCACAACUGAAUUUGAAGAUUGAGGGUGAUCGUAUAAUGGCCUUCUCAAAGAAGCACUGGAAAAAGUCUCAGAGUGAGAAUUCGGGAUUCUGGAACGGCCGACAAAUUUGGAAUGGUAAGCCCUCUUUUCCACUCUGCAUGACAGCGACUAACACACCAAAGCCUUCCAAACUGCGACUGCGAUUGCCCAGUGGAUAAACAAACAAUCUAGUGAUGGCUCCAUGUUCUGGAGUGGUUAA